This is a messenger RNA of Maniola jurtina (meadow brown), 1638 nucleotides long. Its product is annotated as sodium channel protein Nach-like. Bases 226 to 1638 code for a protein of 470 amino acids. NCBI's taxonomy places the organism in Eukaryota, Metazoa, Arthropoda, Insecta, Lepidoptera, Nymphalidae. Gene Ontology annotation, biological process: sodium ion transmembrane transport. The transcript is spliced from 11 exons. The record is from RefSeq and is a predicted model, not a curated record. Gene Ontology annotation, molecular function: ligand-gated sodium channel activity. Gene Ontology annotation, cellular component: membrane.
AUCAGUUGUGACGUUCCUAAAUCAUCAAAUUCGUAAUAACAACGAUUAUGGUUAUUGUUGUUGUAUUACCAAUAAAUUGAGUUCUAACACGAAUGUGUAUUUGUGAAAUUAUCAGUAAUGUUUCGUUUUGUUUCGAAUAAAAGGCUUUUACUUUGUGACGGAGAGUGUUAUAGGUCUCUAUCUAUGGUGACGGACGGUUAUUUGGUGUGUACCUCCUUUUAAAGAAUGUUGCCCGAACAGAAGACCCAAGAUUUCCAUACAACACAUAAACAUUUGUUUGAAAAUGACAAAAAGAAAUUAUCACAUGUUCUCAUGGAAAGAUUCAAGAACUACAUAGUGCUAUUUCUAGAGUCGUCUUCUAUACAUGGUUUGAAUCAUUUCGUCAAUGUUGGCAGACAUCCCUGUGAAGUUGUUCUCUGGGUCACAAUGGUGUCAUUAUCACUGUACGUCACUGUCUACAUCUCGUGGACGACCUGGGUGCGCUACCAGUCCUCGCCGACCGUCAUCUCCAUGGACCGAGACAUGUUCGCGUGGAACACCACGUUCCCCUGCGUCACCAUCUGUCCUGAUGAGAAGAUCGAUCCUGAGAAAUUGGAACAAUUCUUGAGUUCCUCCGAGGAAGUAGACAAAGAGAAACUCAAAGCAUUCAUCACGGCAUUGGCGAAUGCUACUUUCGAGAACUUCGACACAGUACCGGAGUACGAGGGCAUAGAACCGCAGCAUUAUCUGGAAACGCUACUGAGUUUGACGCCCGCCUUCAAUCCUACUCUUACGAUCGGAGCGGCUGGGGUGUAUCUGCAGACCGUGCCCACUGUCACUGAGAUGGGGCUGUGUUAUGCUGUCAAUUCAAAGGUUGCGGUGUAUAAUUCUCCAGACUACAGGAGAGCAAACAAAUGGGACAUCAUUGAAACUAAGAACUCAUCAUUUUUUGUGCAUCCUCUAGAUGGAGAAGUUUUUGCCCAAGUUUUGAAUAUCACCUCGUAUAAUGCUUACGUCCACGGUCCUCUCGAGGUCCCCGACAUUUCGGCGAAGUAUCACCAUUCAGCAUCGUUCUUCUACAUGAAAAUUUACAUCACCGCUACUACUGUUUACACUUCUCCAGAAGCCGCUAAGUUGAGCGUGGGUCAACGCAGCUGUCGCUUCAAGCACGAGAACAACCUGCAGCACAACUCCGUGUACACAUACACCAUGUGCCGCAUGGAGUGCAGGGUCCAGCUGUGCCUGCACUACUGCCAGUGCGUCCCCUACUUCUACAGGAGGAUUGGCGAUGAAAACAUAUGCGACGUCAAAGGAUUGCAUUGCUUAGUUCAACAUAAAGAUGUCCUUAUAGAUUUGAAACACAAGGGAGGCAAGAAAGUUGACUGUGAAUGUUAUCCGAUAUGUGACGAUGUCAAAUACACUAUACAGUCAUUUGCUUUGGAGCAAUGGAUCUUGGGCACAAACUUUCAAUGGGGCAUCGUCACGUAUCCAAGAAUGAGAUACAGACGAGACAUCAUCUUCGGAUUUACUGAUGUCUUAGUGGCAGUCGGUGGGAUGGCAGGCCUGUUCCUUGGUUGCAGUGUCCUCAGCUUCAUGGAGAUCGUGUAUUUUAUGACUUUGCGAUUAAUUUGCUACACGAAGAACACUAUAGAGAAAUAG